Ipomoea triloba (trilobed morning glory) is the source of this 3720-nucleotide messenger RNA. RefSeq lists its product as uncharacterized. The transcript is spliced from 3 exons. Gene Ontology annotation, molecular function: RNA-DNA hybrid ribonuclease activity; nucleic acid binding. The record is from RefSeq and is a predicted model, not a curated record. NCBI's taxonomy places the organism in Eukaryota, Viridiplantae, Streptophyta, Magnoliopsida, Solanales, Convolvulaceae. Bases 1 to 3720 code for a protein of 1239 amino acids.
AUGGUGUCCUAUAAGAAGCCAGACUUUGUCUUUCUCAUGGAAACGAAAGUUGGAAGAAUCCAUGCGGAACGAUUGCGUGUGAAGUUGGGAUUUGAUGGUUUAUUUUACGUGGACAACGUGGGUUUGAGUGGUGGACUAGCACUAUUUUGGAAAUCGAAUAAUACUGCUCGAUUGCUGAGUUUUUCUAGGCACCACAUUGAUGUUGAGCAUGAAAAACGAGGGCAUAAUCACCAUCCGAAGAAUUUACUUCGGGGUUUCGGAGAAACGUUAGAUGAUUGCGGUUUGCACACUCUUCAUAUGGAGGGAUACCUGUCCACUUGGGAGCGUGGCCGAGGCACUGAUGCCUGGGUAGAGGAGAGACUUGAUAGGGUGCUCGCGACUGAUGCUUGGAGAUCUUCCAUGCCUUUUGCCAAAGUGGUAAAUACUCUAUCCCGUUCUUCUGAUCAUUCAAUUAUUUUCCUUGAUGUGAGGGGUAUGCAUAUUUUAUCUCAUAGAGUACGGAAGUGUUUUAGAUUUGAGAUGGCUUGGCUUCUAGAUGAGGGAUGUAGGGGUGUGGUGGAAGAAGCAUGGCAGGAAGGGAGGUGGCAAGGUUUGCAAGAUUGUUUAUUGUUAUGCGGGGAGAGAUUGAAAGCAUGGGGUGGUGAUAAUUUUCAUAAGUUUGGAAAGAACAUUAAAAAGCUCCGUGGGAAACGUCAGUCGCUCCAAGGACAUACUGAUCACGCCUCUGUGGUGGAGUUUAAACGUCUAGAUGGGGAGUUAAGCCGUCUUGAAGCUCAGGAGGAUGUGUUCUGGAGGCAACGUGCAAAACAACAUUGGUUGCGGGGUGCCGAUGCAAAUACUAAAUUUUAUCACCACUUUGCCUCGGCUCGUAAGAAAAAGAACACAAUCAGUAAGUUAAAGGAUGAUUUAGGGAAUUGGUUAGAGGGUGAGAACUUUCAUCCGCUUAUCUUGUCUUACUAUGAAAAUAUUUUCACUGCUUCAGGGACACAAGAUAUGACUUCUUUCCCAACCUUAUCUUCGCGUGUGACUUCGGAUCGGAAUGUUACUCUCCUGCUCCCGUUUACAGUGGAGGAACUUAAGACGACUCUUUUCUCAAUGUUCCUUGAUAAAGCACCAGGUCCUGAUUGGAUGAACCCUAGCUUCUACCAACAUUUUUGGGACGUGGUUGGUAACGACGUCACAGAUUUUGUUUUGAACUGUAUACAUAUAUGCUCUUUUCCUUGUCAAUUGAAUGAUGCAAACGUUGUGUUAAUCCCAAAGAAGAAUCCCCCUGAAGUUGUAUCUAGUCUCAGACCUAUCGCGUUGUGUAACGUGAUUUACAAAAUUAUGGCAAAAAUGAUUGCGAACCGGAUUAAACCUCUCAUGUCUUUAGUGAUUUCAGAAUCUCAAAGCGCCUUUAUCCCUAACAGGCUAAUCACUGAUAAUAUCUUGUUAACUGCAGAGGUUGGUCACUAUUUGAAUAGAAAACAAUUGGAUCAGACUGGUUGGGCUGCGUUGAAGUUGGAUAUGGCGAAAACUUAUGACCGUAUGGAAUGGGUCUUCCUCUGUAGGAUGUUGGAGACUUUGGGUUUUGAUCCUAAAUGGAUUGAGUUAAUUAUGCUUUGUGUGACCACUGUUCGGUAUCGUAUCUUGAUUAAUGGUUUGUCACAGCUGAUUCAACAAGCUCAGGCUACAGGAACAAUCCAUGGUUGUAGAGUUGCCCGGGGAGCUCCUGCAGUCUCUCAUCUAUUCUUUGCCGACGAUAGCCUUUUAUUUUUUAAGGCUAAUUUGAAUGAAGCUGCGGUUGUGAAACAUUGUCUACAAUCAUAUGAAUUAUUUUCUGGGCAGGCUGUCAACUUUCAGAAAUCUAGUGUUUGCUUUAGCAGGAAUACUGGUGACACUGGCCGAGUUGAAGUUGCAAACACUCUUGGCGUGGUUCAGGCGGCUGAUUUUGGGAAAUAUUUGGGCCUCCCGUCUUUUGUAGGGCGCAACAAGAGGAGAGUGUUUGCUUAUAUUGAGGAUAAGAUUAGACAGAGAAUUGGUUCGUGGAACAAGAAGCUGUUAUCUCGUGCUGGUAAGGAAAUAUUAUUGAAAAGUGUAGCUCAAUCUAUGCCUACCUUUUUGAUGAGUGUUUUCUUACUCCCCGAUUCGCUGUGUGUGGCCUUGGAGCGUCUGAUGAAUAGAUUCUGGUGGGGUACAGGAGGACAUAACGAAAAAGGGAUUCAUUGGAUGUCAUGGAAGCGUAUGUGCACUCCGAAAAGUUUAGGAGGCUUGGGCUUCAAGGAUUUACGUGCUUUUAAUCUGGCUCUUUUAGGUAAGCAAGGUUGGCGGUUCUUAAUUAAUCCUGCUUGCCUUGUGGCUCGUGUGUAUAAAGCCAGGUACUUUCCUAAUUCCUCCUUCGUUGAUGCCACGGUUGGUGCUAAUCCAAGUGCUUGUUGGAGAGGUAUUUUUGCAGCUAAAGACUUGAUUUGUGGGGGAAUUCGAAGGCGGAUUGGAGAUGGUACAAGCACUAAAAUCUGGGGUUCUCCAUGGUUACCUGAUUCGGACCCCAUGGUUCAUUCUAUACAACCUCCAUAUUUAUCAGAUACUACGGUUUCGGGUUUGAUUGAUCCUAUUACAAAUUCGUGGGAUGUCUCUAUCUUACUGGACCUUUUUGCACCAAGGGAUAUUGAUUUAAUUAAGCGAGUGCCUAUUAGCCCCGGUUAUACUGACUCGUGGUACUGGAUUGAUGAUCUUCGUGGCAUAUAUUCGGUGAAGAGUGGUUAUAGGCGUGUUAGGGGAUCUGUUGCACCUUUGUCUAGUGGUGUUAAUAUCUGGAAUAAGUUGUGGAAUUUAAAGAUUCCCCCGAGAUGGAACACAUUUAUUUGGAGGGCUAUUACUAAUACCCUCCCUACUACUUCUAACUUAAUCCAGAGACGUUUGGAUAUUAAUCCCCUAUGCCCCCUCUGUGCAGUACAGGUGGAAGAUGUGACACAUGUUCUUGUUUGUUGUGACUUUGCAGCUUCUGUAUGGAGUAUUUCUCAGCUUGAUAUCCCCAAUGGAGUUGAUGUAUCUUUCCCGAUGUGGAUCCAACAGGCCUUUAAUUCAGUGGAUGGAGAUGCAAUUAUCAAAGUUGCAGCGAUACUUUAUGCAAUAUGGAAUGCUCGCAACUCAGCAGUGUGGGAGGCCAAAGUGUCAACACCUGCCUCAGUGGUGGCAGUGGCGGUUACUACUUUACAAAAUUGGCAGCAUUCCCAGCCUUCAUCGAGCACUACUGUUCCUUUACAUGAUCAGGCAAAUUACCCUCCAUCUCAUUCUCGUUGUCACGUUGAUGCUGCCUAUGACAGUAUUACGGGGAGAGCGGCGGCAGGUGUAGUAUUAUUGAAUCCAAAUGGUGGCUUUGUUGCAGCGAUGAGCACUCCACUUCCUUUUUGCGAUUCGGCUAUUAUGGCAGAAACUCUUGCUUGUAAGGAGGCUCUUUCUUGGUUAAAGAACAUGAAUGAAGAUAAUGUUGCUGUGCUUACAGAUUGCGCAAUUCUAUGUGGUAAUCUUGGAACUUCUUCUCAGAUUCUUUCGUAUAUUGGUAUUUCCACGAGAGAUUGUCUUAGUAUUUUGAGUUCUUUUAUUUCUUGUGCUGUCUACUUUAUUCCUAGAUCAGUUAAUGGCUUAGCCCAUGCUUUAGCAGGAGACUGUUUUUCCUCUUUGCAGAAUGAUGUUAUGUUUUGGGAUGUUGUUCCCCUGACUCUAUUUUGGAGCUUUUAA